Messenger RNA from Adineta ricciae, 2115 nucleotides. The record is from the annotation of a GenBank genome assembly. Lineage: Eukaryota; Metazoa; Rotifera; Eurotatoria; Adinetida; Adinetidae.
AUGGUCAAGUGGAAGUUGGGAACAACUCUGUUGAUUGUUCUCAUUAUUUUGACUUAUUUAACCAGUCAAUUAAAACAGCAGUUACAUGACUUAACACUUUUCAGUCGUGAACAUCCAGUGACAGUACUAGUUUUCAUUCAUAUCCAAAAAACGGCGGGUUCAACGUUUGAACGAUCGAUUGUUCGUCGUUUGAAUUUCGAUUCGCAACCAAGUUGUCGCUGUCCGACGAUGCCGAAACAGAAUCAGACUAAUCGACCAGCGAUUAAAUUAAGAUGUGAUUGCUCAAGAAAUAAUGAGCCCUGGCUUAUCAGUCGAUUCAGCGUCGGAUGGUUAUGCGGAGUGCAUGCAGACUGGAUAACAUAUCACCGUUGUUUACCAACAAAAAUGAAUUUCGAUUAUGGAUUAAACCAACGCAAAUUUCUGUACGCUACCUUACUUCGCGAACCAGUCAGUCGUUUCAUCAGUGAAUACCUUCAUAAUCUUCGUGGUGCGACCUGGCUGUCGGAACGUUUACCCUGUCACAAAGCACAACAACUUCGUCAUCAGAAUUCUUGCUGGAAAAAUACAAACCUAACUGGCUUCAUUCGUUGCCCAUUUAACUCUGCCAUAAAUCGUCAAACUCGUAUGCUUUCAUCGUCGAUAAGAAAUUGUCAGUCACCGUCAUUCACGUAUUCGGAUUUAAUUGAUUUGUCAAGUGCGAAAAGGAAUCUCGAGUCCAUGGAGUUCUUCGGUCUAACCGAACAUAUUCAUCUGAGUCAACGUUUAUUCGAACAGACAAGUUAUUGUAAAUUAUUCCGUAUCUGUUCAUUUCAAUUCUAUCUCGAACAAGACGUACGAAACAAUCAAACAAACGAUUAUCUCGAAAAGAUCCUCACGCCAGCCAGUGGAGAUGUUAUUUUAACAGUAACAUCUGGAACACCUUUUCGUAUUCAAAACUAUCGUACAUUAGCCUAUGUUCUUACGACACUUGUCUAUCUUGUUAUUGGCGCCGCCAUAUUUGAUCGAUUAGAAUCGACACAAGAGUCGCUUCGCUUAGCAAAUCUUCAAGCUCGUAUUGAUGUUUUUCGACAUCAGCAUAAUAUGAGCGAAGGUGAAUUCGAAAAUCUCACUCGAACUGUCCAAUUCCGUUUGAAUUACCGCAAAAAGCAAUGGAAAUUCAUCGGUUCGUUCUAUUACGCUACUGUCGUUCUUGCACUUGUGGGUUAUGGUCACGCAAUACCUUACACGAAAGCUGGACGCGCUGUCACCAUCGCUUAUGCACUGAUCGGCAUUCCAAUGUGGCUGAUUAUGAUUCAGAGCGUUGGUGAACGAUUAAAUUCACUGAUAACUUUCGUGUUAAAACGUAUCAAACGACAUUUUAAACGGAAACGCGAACCUCAAGUAACUGCUAUGGAAUUACUGACGUGUGAAGCGUUGUUAACUGUGUUAACGUUAGCAACGGGUUCAUAUGUUUUCCAUCGAUAUGAAAAUUGGCGCUAUUUUGAUGCAUUUUAUUAUUGUUUACUAACCUUAACGACGAUCGGUUUCGGAGAUUUAGUUCCUAUGCAAAAGGAUGACUACGGAAGCAUCGGAUGGUUGUAUAUCUUAUUCUGUAUAAUGUUUAUUUUGACGGGCUUGACGAUUGUUGCUUCGAGUGGUAAUCUACUCAUUCUACGUUUUGUUGAAACGAACACGAAACGAUCGAGAAACGAACGGUACGAAAUGGAAGAACGUCGUCGACAACAAGUUCGAGUUGUUGGCGAUGUGAUUUCAUCUAAUGGUCGUCUUGUCACAUUGGAGGACGACGAAGACACACCAUCACUAGCUGGUCCAUUGCAUAAUCAACGUUUACCAACGGAAAAUAGUCAAAGUGAUUUAUCGCUGUGUUCAUGCCGGGCACAACCGUCUCUAUCGUCGUGUAUACCAACAUCGUGCAAAACAAAGUUCAAACGAAAACAUCCGAACUUUUUUCUUCAUCAAAAAUCGAACUUGCUACAACCACAGACGAUCGUAGUGCGAUCACUGCGAGAACAAAUUCUGGAAUCAUUUGAACCGAAGACCGAUCUGGAUGAAAAUACUGCAUUGCAAAGAUCGUAUCUUCAAUUGGACAAGAUUCAGAAACGAUGUUCGAUAUGA